CACCAAACCCCAAAGACAACACCUCUCUAGCAAAAGAAGGCAGCAGCAAAUGGCAGAAAACCACCCGCCUCAUCUUGGUUUCAAAGGAGACAGCAUCGUGGCGCAGCAUGCCAUUUUUGCCCUGCUUGUGGACACGUUAAGCAACCAAAUCCAAGUGAAAUACCUGUCAAUGCGAGUUUCUCCAUUUGACACCCACCAGAGAGUCAUGUCAACAUUUUUAGCUGCUAUGCUUAUAUACGCCACAACAUCAGUUGCCGAGGUUAUACUCCGGACGCAGAAAUCAGUCCAUCAAAGACUUGUCGGCAAUAUUCGCCUCUUUGCUAGCGCCCUUGCUACAAUUCUGCUUCUGGUGACUCUUUCCCUGGUUGUGUCCUGCAUCGUUUCCGUCUUGUGGGCCUGUUUAUUUGUGAAGUUAGCAUAUGAAUCAUGUCAAGAUCUGUGCCAGUUGCUAAGCCAAACAACUGAUGAGGUACUGCGCUUGUUGAAAAAGCUAAUUGCAAUUGUGAGGAGCCCCAAAGAGAAACCAAACCAGUCGAAUGUACAGGUCCUUCCAAGUCCCGAGGCAGAUUAGGAUAGUGUUAAAUCAUGGACUUGUUGCUCCUAGCUGUUUUUUGUAAUUUAAGCAGUGAUAUUGUUUUUCUAACGCGCUAGAGAAUUAGAUAAUUGAAGGAUAUGACACUCUUUUUAUGGGCCUGUUCUUCUUUUUGUUUGUA
Molecule: messenger RNA, 713 nt
Organism: Populus euphratica (Euphrates poplar)
Lineage: Eukaryota; Viridiplantae; Streptophyta; Magnoliopsida; Malpighiales; Salicaceae
Exons: 2
Coding region: 50-571 (173 amino acids)
Source: RefSeq, a predicted model, not a curated record